This is a messenger RNA of Cryptomeria japonica (Japanese cedar), 1776 nucleotides long. RefSeq names its product protein NRT1/ PTR FAMILY 5.2-like. The record is from RefSeq and is a predicted model, not a curated record. Bases 1 to 1776 code for a protein of 591 amino acids. The transcript has 4 exons. Gene Ontology annotation, biological process: transmembrane transport. Lineage: Eukaryota; Viridiplantae; Streptophyta; Pinopsida; Cupressales; Cupressaceae. Gene Ontology annotation, molecular function: transmembrane transporter activity. Gene Ontology annotation, cellular component: membrane.
AUGGCUAGUGAUCAACUAGAUUUGACACAAGACGGCUCUGUAGAUGUGAGGGGAAAACCAGCAGUUAAAGCGAAGACUGGAGGGUGGAGAGCUUGUUAUCUCAUCAUUGGCUAUGAAGCUGUGGAAAGAAUGGCGUUUGCGGGCAUUUGGGCAAAUUUAGUUGUUUAUCUCACAAAAAAAUUGCACGAAGGCACCGUGUCAUCAUCUAGGAAUGUCACAAAUUGGAUUGGCACUUUGUGCCUUACACCUUUACUUGGAGCAUAUGUUGCUGAUACAUACUUGGGGCGUUUUCGCACAUUUGCAGUCUUUUCAAUUAUUUAUAUCGUGGGAAUGGCGAUAAUGAUUUUAGCAGUUACGUUGAAGUCUUUGAGGCCGCCAGAAUGCCCAUCAGGUGAAGGCUGCGAAAGGGCAACUUCUCUGCAGAUUGGGAUUUUCUACUUUGCUUUGUAUCUGCUCGCUGUGGGCGCAGGAGGAACCAGACCCAAUAUCUCCACUUUUGGUGCAGAUCAGUUUGAUGAUUUUGAUCCAAAGGAAAAGUCGCAGAAGGCCUCGUUUUUCAAUUGGUGGAUUUUGGUUUUGUUCGGUGGUAGUCUUUUUGGACAAACAUUUCUUGUGUAUGUGGAAGAUCAUAUUGGUUGGGGAGUGGCUUCUGGAAUUAUCAUCGCAGGGCUUAUAGUAUCCUAUGUGGUGUUUAUGAUAGGAACUCCAAUUUACAGAUACAAAGCUGUCUCAGGUAGCCCGUUGCGGCGAAUGGCCAAAGUUAUUUGCAGGAUGAUUCAGAACUGGGAAAUACAGGUUCCUUCAGACGAAUCGACUCUUCAUGAAGUAGAUUCAAAGGAGUAUCUUACUCAAGGCCGAUAUCCUAUCGCUCACACAAAACUUCUAAGAAUUUUUGACAAAGCAGCAGUACAAAAUAACCCAAGCUUGAAGCCGUGCACCGUGACAGACGUGGAGGAAACAAAGCUUAUAAUAAGAGUCCUCCCGAUUUGGGCGACGGCCAUUUUCCCCACUACACUGCUAACCCAGUCUAUCACACUGUUUGUGAAGCAGGCCACCACACUGGACAGGCAUAUGGGUCCUCAUUUUGAAAUUCCAGCAGCUAGUAUUGUAGCUUUUCUUCAAAUAUCCCUUCUUAUAUCCCUUGCAAUCUAUGAUCGCUUCCUAGUCCGCAUCUUCCGGAGAUUCACAGGAAACCCACGAGGCAUAACAAUAUUACAGAGAAUGGGGAUCGGUUUGAUACUUUAUACUAUUUGCAUGUUAGUAGCUAUGUUAACAGAAAUGAAAAGGCGAGAUGUUAUUGGAAGGCUUGGGCUUGAGGAUAAUAGUAGUGCUAUUGUGCCUCGUACUGUAUUUACUCUUGUCCCCCAGUACUUUAUAAUGGGAAUGGCUGAAGCCUUUCUGGAAGUGGCGAGAAUGGAAUUCUUCUAUGAUCAAGCCCCGGAGAGUAUGAGAAGUUUGGGAACUGCAUUGUAUCUGUCGUCAUCAGCUUUCGGGGCAUUCCUUAGCAGUGUUGUUUUAACCAUUGUAAGUGACCUUACAGGGCGACAUGGGCACAAAAGCUGGGUAUUAAAUAACGUGAAUGCAUCACGAUUUGAUUACUAUUUUGCCCUCUUGGCUGGUAUUAAUUUUUUGAAUUACUUUUUCUUCUUGUUUAUCUCUUCCUUGUAUACAUACAAAAGAGACACAAGUGAAGCUUUCGGAAAUGAUUCCACCAAUGUCGCCCAAAUAAUUGCUUUUGGUGACCAGAACAGUGAUGGCAUUGAAAGCCAUAUUUAG